AUGCCUUUUCUGUGGACCAAGAAUUUCGGCGGCAAGCACGCUGGCGGUGGUGUCACCGUUGACCGCCACGGUGUCCGACGCAACCCCUUUCGAUUCAGGUGCUGCGGCCUCAACUGCUUCAGAUAG
This is a messenger RNA of Fulvia fulva, 126 nucleotides long. RefSeq lists its product as uncharacterized. The coding region runs from base 1 to 126 and encodes 41 amino acids. Lineage: Eukaryota; Fungi; Ascomycota; Dothideomycetes; Mycosphaerellales; Mycosphaerellaceae. The record is from RefSeq and is a predicted model, not a curated record. The transcript is spliced from 2 exons.